Apaloderma vittatum (bar-tailed trogon) is the source of this 471-nucleotide messenger RNA. RefSeq names its product sorting nexin-4-like. The annotation marks the transcript as partial. Gene Ontology annotation, molecular function: phosphatidylinositol binding. Gene Ontology annotation, biological process: protein transport. The transcript is spliced from 4 exons. The record is from RefSeq and is a predicted model, not a curated record. Lineage: Eukaryota; Metazoa; Chordata; Aves; Trogoniformes; Trogonidae.
AUGAGGGUGAUUGUGGGCUUUGAGCACCUGAUGUGCAGGGAGAGGCUGAGAGAUGCUUUUGUUCAGACUCUGAAAGAAACAGCUCGGGGCACGUCAGCAGUGUGUGUCAGUACUUGGUGGGGCAGAGCUGUUGAGUCCCAGAGCGAGGGACAGUGUGCCCCAGUGGACUCUCUGUGGCGACGUUACAGUGAAUUUGAGUUGUUGAGGAAUUAUUUGUCAGUAACCUAUCCUCAUAUUGUUGUUCCACCUUUGCCAGAAAAAAGGGCUGACUUCGUUUGGCAUAAGCUGUCGGCAGAUAAUAUGGACCCAGAUUUUGUGGAAAGAAGAAGAAUUGGUUUGGAAAACUUCUUGUUACGUGUAGCUUCACAUCCUGUUCUUUGCCAAGACAAAAUCUUUUAUUCAUUUUUAACACAGGAAGGUGGAUGGAAAGAAAUGGUGAAUGAGACUGGAUUUCAGUUAAAGGUAAUUACU